ACUCAUAGACGUUAGCAGGCAGAAUGUUUCUACUGUGGGCGUUGCCCGUGGCGUUGUAUCUGUUCUAUCGGUGGAGUGUGGCCACAUACGAUUACUUCGAAAAGCGCAACAUCCCGUACGUGAAGCCGGUUCCGUUUUUCGGUCAGGUGUGGUCCUUCUUUACGCAGGAAAAGCAUGCCGUAGAUGUGGCCUCGGAAGGUUACUACAUGUUCCCGGACACACGCAUCUCGGGUGUGUUUAUGUUGCGAACACCGGCCUAUCUAGUGCACGAUCCGAUACUGUUCAAGGAGAUGGCGAUCAAGGAUUUCGAUCACUUUACGGAUCACGUGGCGGAAAUAUCGGUAGAGCAUGAUCCAUUGCUCGCCCGAUCACUCUUCUUCACCAGGGGUGCACGGUGGCGCCAUCAUCGUAGUGGUUUGAGUCCUGCCUUUACUGGGAGCAAGAUGCGCAACAUGUUUGCCCUAGUCGCCAAGAGUGCCGGUGAUGCAAUGGAACGGUUGGUGGUCUUUUCACGCGGUAAACCGUUCACAAUGGAGCUGCGUGAUCUUUACUCGAAGCUGGGGAAUGAUGCAAUGACGUCGAUAUCUUUCGGUGUGGAGGUCGAUUCACUAACCGAUCCAGAUAACGAGUUCUUCUUGAAGGGGAAACGGUUGGCAAAAGUGGACGGUCUGCCUGGGCUGAAGAUGCUCAUGACCACGAUUCUUCCUGGUUUGUUCAAAUUUCUAAGACUUGGUGUGCUGUACAAGGACGUGAACGAGUUCUACCAGGAAGCGGUCGCAACAAACAUUCGCUACCGCGAGAAGGACUACAUUAAGCGUCCCGACUUUAUCCAUCUACUACUUCAAGCUCGCAAAAACCAGCUGAACAACGAGCAAAGUGAAGAUGAUGAUGAGCUCCAGAGUGCCGGAUUCUCGACGGCCGAAACACACAGAAUGGAGAGAGAUACCUCCACCGAAAAGCUACAGUGGCGAGACGUAGACAUAACCGCGGCAGCCGCUUCAUUCUUCUUUGGUGGCAUUGAAUCUACCACUACACUGCUCUGUUUCGCCAGUUACGAGUUGGCCGUUAAUCGAGACAUUCAGGCACGUCUCAAAAUUGAAGUCGAUAACGCUCGCCAGGAGUUGGAGGAUGGAAAAACACCUACUUAUGAGGUCUUGCAGAAAAUGAAGUACCUAGAUAUGGUUGUAUCGGAAACGCUACGUCGUUGGGCCCCGUUUGGUCUAACGAAUCGGCGAUGCACUAAAGACUACACGUUCACCAACACCGAUGGCACCAAGAUUACGAUUGAGCGAGGUUUAAACAUCUCGAUUCCAUUGAAAUCAUUUCAUCUGGAUGAGAAAUUCUUUCCCGAUCCACUCCGUUUCGAUCCGGAACGGUUUGCCAAUCCGAACCAGAUCAAUCAGGAUGCGUAUGUUCCAUUCGGGACCGGUUUGCGGAACUGCAUCGGCUCGAGACUGGCGCUGAUGCAGGCCAAAUGUUUCCUCUUCUACAUGUUAUCCAACUUUACGAUUCAACCCGGCGCCAAGCUGACCAUACCAAUUACGCUCGAUGAAACGUCGGCUGGGCUGAACGCGAAACAUGGCUUCUGGAUGAACCUGGUGCCGAGGUACGUUUAGCCGAGCCUUCAAGGCAAAGUGUGUGAUAAGAU
Anopheles maculipalpis is the source of this 1648-nucleotide messenger RNA. RefSeq names its product probable cytochrome P450 9f2. Lineage: Eukaryota; Metazoa; Arthropoda; Insecta; Diptera; Culicidae. The transcript is spliced from 2 exons. The record is from RefSeq and is a predicted model, not a curated record. The coding region runs from base 24 to 1616 and encodes 530 amino acids. Gene Ontology annotation, molecular function: monooxygenase activity; oxidoreductase activity, acting on paired donors, with incorporation or reduction of molecular oxygen; heme binding.